AUGGCGGCCACGUCGUUCAAAGUACCUCAAAUCAGCGAAGCUGAGAUGACCGCAUUCCACCAAGCGCACUUCUCCAAACCGGCGACAGAUGACUUCCAUGCGCACUUCCUCCGACCCGACCUUCCUUCAACAGGAGAAGCCACAUACGAUGCAGUGGGCGGAAACGAGUACUACGAGUACUACGAAGAGGAAGAGGAUGGCCUGGGCUACUAUUCCGACGGCGUCAAACGGACUCUCACCGACGAGCAGAUCGCCAUCUUCAGACACUCUGAACUCCAAGCUCUGCGCCGCAAAAGAGAAUCCUCCCAGCUUAGAAAAGCCACAACCACAAACCCCGAGGAAGAUGCGGCCCGCGACACAUCUGAAGAAGGCGAGAUCUUGUCGACGCCAUCCGCCACCGCGAAGAAACCCAAGAAACGGAAGCGCGGCAAAGUCAAGAACAGCAAAACCAGGAGUGGAGAGGAGCCCAUUGAUUUGCGCAAGCGAACCUGGGAUGUAGUCGACGAGGGUUUGGCCACGCUCGACUACGGCGAUGAAGAGAACAAGCCCGUUGAGGCCAGCGCGGUCCAGCGGCGUCGCAUCUCUUACGACGAUUGA
Messenger RNA from Parathielavia appendiculata, 597 nucleotides. RefSeq lists its product as uncharacterized. The coding region runs from base 1 to 597 and encodes 198 amino acids. Lineage: Eukaryota; Fungi; Ascomycota; Sordariomycetes; Sordariales; Chaetomiaceae. The transcript is spliced from 2 exons. The record is from RefSeq and is a predicted model, not a curated record.